UUUAUCGUUUGCGUCUCAAUGCAUGGCUUUCGCUAGUGGCUUAUUUAUCGUCUGCUCUUCUACUUCCCCACCGCCUUUUGGCUAAUUUAUCGUAAACUUGUGGAGUUGAGUGACUAAAAUAAAUGAACUUUUAUCUUGACGGACUGAUUUUUAGUAGCGCAGCCAUAAACACUUAAUAUCUGAUUGGAUUUUAAAUUUUUAUUAAUGUUUAUUUAUAAUGGAGUAUUUUGAAAUAAAUUCACGAGGAAGAUAAUUUAAAGAUGAGCUGAAUACUCGGAUAAUUAGAUGGUUGGAUUAUUGUUUUAUUUCAUCGCCGGGUAAACUUAAAACUUAAAACGAGUAUAGUCAAAACGCAAGUGUGUAUACGUAUUAAGUGGAUAUUGUGACGUUUUAUGUCAAAACACUGGAUUGGAUAUUGUAAUUUCAUUGUGGAUACUUUAGUGGAUAACAUUCGUGCAUGAUAAUAUAGCUAUAGAUCAUAGUUUGUGUUUAAGUUUUAGUGAAAAAUUAACCAAUAAACUACCAAAAUGUGGCCACACGGAUUAAAUACAUCUGCUUUUUUGUUGGUGUUCCUGAUCGGCAAUACCGCGGCUAAUUUUUGUAUAACGAAUGGACCUCUGGGAAUGAUAACAGGCAGUAUACAUGACUGGCAGAUCACAGCCUCUUCAACAUAUCCUCAAGACUGGGAUAAAGGUUGCAGUGAAAAAUAUGCUCGAGUUUAUUUACCUAACAAGUUAGGUUGGUGCGCAAAGUACAAAUCAUCUUCAGAAUGGCUGCAGGUGGACCUGGGAGUAGCUGCCAGGGUUACAGGAGCAAUGACACAGGGCAGAGGUGACGGCGUCGAAUGGGUUACGUCAUUUAUGAUUUCUUACUCCAUGGACGCCUUCCAUUGGCAAUACGUCACAGAUCACUAUGGCAACCAAAGGGUAUUUGAGGGUAACACUGAUUCCUAUGCAAUACGUCACGUCUAUCUUGAUAAACCUAUUAUUGCUAGAUAUAUCAAGUUCCAUACCGUACAUUGGCAUCGUCAUCCCAGUAUGAGAGUUGAAAUUCUCGGUUGUCAACUAUGUAAAGAACCAGUUGGUUUACCCCCGUAUGGUAAAAUCUCAGCCUCGUCUAGUAGAAAGUUUAAAAAGAAGAGUUCUUGUCAACCUGAUGAUGGAAAUAUCUUCAGUACCAAGGGAUGGUGUCCGAAAAAACAAGACACAAACCAAUGGAUGCAGAUUGAUGUUGGUCCACCAACUCUGAUUACUGGUGUUAUAUCCAAAGGUAGAGGUGAUACCAAGAGAAAACAUUGGGUAGAAAGGUUUAAGAUUAGCUACAGUAAUGACACUCAAGUCUGGUACUUCUAUAAAGACGCACAUCAUCUAGAUCCUAAGAGUCAGUGGCUAUGGAGUCCAUCGAUUAAUACAACUUCCUCAAAUUUAAUACCUGAUAAAUACUCCGAAGACGGUCUGCUUUUUGGAGGAAACAACGACAAGAACUCUGUUCGAACACAUUUCCUGAAUUCGCCAUUCGUUUCUCGGUACAUCCGAUUUCAUCCUAUUGAAUGGAAAGGGCGUAUCAGUAUGCGAGUUGGUCUUCUCGGCUGCCCGUUUACAGGUAUUUGUACUGAUGGUUUUAUGAGAGUUAAUGAUGACACACCUUGUGUCGAGAAUCUCGCCUACAAGAAAGAAAGUUGGAUCAACAGUAAACGUCACUAUAAACGUCAUAUCCGGAAUCACCUGACAGAAGGUCAUGCUUCACGAGCCGUUGAUGGUGUGAUGGAUCUGAAUCUACAGGGUUGUACAUUCUUAGAUAAUCUGUACGGUGAUAAUCCAGUAUGGACGGUAGAUCUAGGUGACACAACAGAGGUAUCAGGUGUUAUCAUUUAUACCUGGCAAGGUGAAGGACAAGAGAAAGGUGGUAAAUCGUUUAGAGAAUAUAUGAAAAACCUCGAUAAACUUGUUGUGUAUAUUGACGAAGACUUGAGGGAGGAGGACGAAUCAUAUGCAUCCGGAAAUAUGUGUAAUUACGUUUCCAGUUUAAACAAUGCACUGUUUCACCAAAAACUCAUAUUACAGUGUAUUCGACGUCACACGGGACGUUACGUUUUAAUAGAGGCCUGGGGUGUUCCAAAUAGCUGGAGCCGGUUAUUCAGUGCUGUGUUGUGCGAGGUGCAAGUUUUUAAAUAAAUAAACUACAGAGACAAACAAAUGCCGCGAUGAAUAUUAUUUUAAAAACUAUAUAUAUAUUCGUUACAUUGUUAUAUCUCUUUUUAAAGACGUUUUGUUUUAAAAGAAAACACAUAACAAUACACAAUUACGGGAAAAGACUUUUUUUAAAAGCUUUGUUUGUGAAGUGAUUGGAGUUUUUAAGGUGUGAGAAUUAUACUCCCAUAAGAUAUGGAACAGUUAUGCGGAUUCUAUUGUUGUAUUGACUGGGAGAUAAGAUUAAAACAGAGGAUCAUGACAAUCGAGACACAUGUAAAUAUACAAAACUUACAAACAAAUACACACACUAUGCCACCAAUAAGGUCUCUUUAAUUAAAGGGUAAAAGUAAAGCCAUCAUAUUAUCGUUAAUUCAUAUAUUAACACUAACUCACAAUUACAAAAUGAACAAACUUUUGCGAUGUUGUGACUGUGAAAAAAGCAAUAGAUUUAUGCCAUCUAUUGCUUUCCGUAUUUUGUUAUUGAAGCACAUUUAUGACAUAGUGUUAUAAACCUUAGCGAAACGUUGCAAGAAAGAAGAUUGUGGGUUAAAGAAGAAGACCAGAUGUCUAUAUUAAAAUGUGUUCGUCUUCCGGAAGAAAUAAUAAUAUAAGCAACUGGCUCCGCGAAGCAACAAUCAGCUCCGCGAAGCAUAUUAUGUUUAAUGAUAUUGAAGUUGUGUUGCAUGCUAUGUAAAGUUACCUCUAAUAUGUAUAUAUUAUUAUAUUUCAAUAUUCAAUGUUGUAUAUUUAUAAUCUAAUGUUUUUUAAUGAAAUUAGAAUAGUCGUGUUCUUGUUUCUUUUCUCCACAGGUUAGUCUUUUGUAUUGAAACAGUGAAUAUACCACGGAGAAUACUUUACAUUUAUAACAGGCUGAGGGAGUAAUCUCUCUUUCGAGUAGUGCCAGAAGAAUGUUUGGUCUAAAUUAGCCGGUAUGGAGAGCUAAUAUUUUCGUAAGACACUUAUAUUACAUAUGUCUUAUAACGUUCUCCGCUCUUCAUAGAUAUUGAAGAGAUGGCGGAUCAGACUAUUUGGUCGUUAAGGCUUUAAUGAAACAUGGAGGGCUGUGCCUUUAACAUAUAUUGAGGGUUUCCUUACUUGUAAACCUCUGAUAUUAUAGAUUUUUUUUUAAAGAAAAGAGGUAUACUAUUUAUUUAUUAUUGAACAUGUACUCUAAUGUAAUAACAAAAAUAUUAUUAUGUUUUUAAAUAAUGAAUUAACAAUAUUCAUAUUAUUGUGUUACUUGUAAAAUCAUAUAAUAUAUAACUGAAUAUUUCUUUCGAAAAGUAACAUUGUUUUAUUAUGUAUUCAUUUAUUUUUGAUAUAUAAUUCUUUUUGAAAAAAAUAAAAUGAAAACUAUACAUAUGAUGCAGAACUUCCAAACGCUGUUCUUGAAAGAAAACAUUGACUUUAUUUCGUUUUGUGUAAAAGAGAAAACCCAACAAAUAAAUCAAAACAGUUUUCAGUUUACCUCAUAUGAUAUUAACUGCUAUAAAGCAGUGGUGUACUUAAUACGAAAUAUUCAGGGAAUUAACGUAUGGUAAUUGUAGUGCCCGAACUAUAAAAACUAUGCAAGGUCCGCAUAUUCAUUGAGGAACCAUUUUAAUUGGCUGAUUUUGAAAUGCAUAAUAAUGGUCGCUUCACAAGUUUUUUGUAUAACUUUUUAAAGGUGUUCAAUAUUAUUAGAUGCUAAAAUUUAUGGUGUUAUUAAAAUUUCAAGUGUUCAUUAUGUUAUGUUGAUAUGUGUUAUGUUUUUGGACCGGGUUGCCCUGUAUUCCAAAUUUUGAUACAUAUUUACAGGUUUUGUUAGAUCUGUUUUUCAAUUUUUAAAAACAAUUAGGCAUGCGAAUUUCCCGAAUAUUCAAGAGGUGGUUAUAUAUAUUUUAAAAAGUAUAAGUAUAGCCUGCUACGCACACCACAUUCACCACUACUGUGUAAAUGGCGCCAUAUAGCUUGGGCUGAUCCGAAAUCAAGCCGGAAAAACUCAAGGAAAUUGAUCAAUAUACAUAUAUUAUAUCGAUAUCAAAAAGAGACUUUUAAUAAGUAUGUGACGAAUUAUUUAAGGCAAAAAGAUUAAUCGAAGUUAAAGAAUAUUCUACAAUCUUGCCGUAUUUAAGGCAAAAAGAUUAUUCGAACAUAAAGAAUCUUCUUUGUAGAAAAAAAUCUUUCUAAAACCUUUCUAGACGGUACAGGGAAUAUAGCUUUAUAUUAUACCAAGUUGAUAGACCACUUCAAGCUGUUUAUUUCAAUAUUAUGUAAAAAUGAGAUAAUUUGUGGGUGACAUUUCUUAAGUUACAACUAUGAUAUAUUUCUUCCAAAGAGCAUUUCAGAUAAAAUUCUGUCUAAACCAAGAAUUUUGUACAUUAUUUUCUUUAUUUAUGUCUAACCAUGCCAAUGUAUCAUUGUAUAUUUAUAAUAAACCUACCACCUUAUGACAUAUUAUAUACUUAUUGUUUCAAACACCUAAUCGAUAUUAAAACGGCGGUCUUCAAUGUCUACGAAAUUCAAAUUACUAUCACGGUCCAAUUAAAAGUAGCACCCAUGAAAAUACAUACACCUUGCUUGCCACAUCUCCUUAGUUAUGGCAAUAGUCUAUGGUAACAGAUUAAUGUGAAUUGCAAAUGUACCAAUAAAAAUGAAAUGAAAUGAAAUGGGGUUUAACGUCCUGCUGUUCAGCUCCGACUGGACUAAUGAAGACAGACACAAUAGAAAUUAAGCUUCCAACAUAAAUGUUAAGCGGUAUUGGGUAUUUUAAAAAGAGUUAGCCUUAUCUCAAUAGGGAAAGUUCUAAUAUUAUUAUAGAUAUUUAGACUGUCGUUUAAUGUAAAAGUUGUAAACCUUCCUAUUUAUCCAUUUAAGUCUGCUUGCUGAACGAAAUCUAAACAAUUUAUAUUAAUCUGUUUGUAUUAAUUAACUCUUUUUAUACAAAAUACAACAUUUCUGUCAUCAAAUCUUCAAAUCCACACUGGAAAAUAAUAAAAAAUUUGUCUA
Molecule: messenger RNA, 5180 nt
Organism: Patella vulgata (common limpet)
Lineage: Eukaryota; Metazoa; Mollusca; Gastropoda; Patellidae
Product: lactadherin
Exons: 12
Coding region: 528-2174 (548 amino acids)
Source: RefSeq, a predicted model, not a curated record